Molecule: messenger RNA, 943 nt
Organism: Paraphaeosphaeria sporulosa
Lineage: Eukaryota; Fungi; Ascomycota; Dothideomycetes; Pleosporales; Didymosphaeriaceae
Exons: 1
Coding region: 240-728 (162 amino acids)
Source: RefSeq, a predicted model, not a curated record
CGCCAACAAGUGCUCAACAAUGUUUCGCUCGCUGAACCUCCCGCAUCUUCUGCCUACUCUUCCGAUGGCGGGUGAAGAUAUUCAUGUCAUCUCACUAGCGAUGUAUAGCUGCGAUCCAUAGAAGGGCGUUGUGCCAAAUGAACUCGAGGGGGAAAUGCAAAAGGCAAGGGUCCGACAUGUCGAAUAACAUGACAAGGAUCUUUCUAGCGCGUCUCCAGUAGGUAUCCUAGAGUGAGGAGAUGCUCGUUCGAUACUUCUCUGGAAUAGUCCGCAGUAUCUGGCUACAGCGACAAGAAACACUAAUGCGAGAUUGUCGAAAGCACACAGAUGCAGAGUGCCCUGGGACAUCCAUUACGUCGAACGCUGGCAGGCGCUGGUGUUGCGGGCAUUGCGAUAGGAGCGGUAUGGUGGACUGCAACUCUGUGCGAGGGUUGUUGACGUUGAAUGCCGGCGCUCGGUCCGCUCAACCCAAAGAAGUGGCUCCGGCCCAGGAUCUGGUCACGAGAUCUGCACCAACCCGUCUGCCACAAAAUAACCUUAACGCAGCCUCCUACACAUCAGGAUCGUCCUGCAUGAGCGACCACGAACCGGGUAGCCUCUCGGCAUGCUCGAGCGUACAAUUUCGUCACAGUUUGCAUUGCAGGCGCAGGAGCGGGUGGCAAAACGUCGAUUCAUUGCGCGGUAAUUCCUCGUGCGCUUGUGGGCUCAUCUCCUGUACCGUUCCCUAGCCUCCUGCUAUACAGAUCGCGCGAGCGAUGAACGCCAGAUAUCGUAACGUGGAAGCAGUGGUAAUGAGCCAAUAACACCGAAAACCCCCAUCCUCCCACUGGCUGACCUCGGACUGUCGUGAGCCAAUCUCCCAAAUUGAACCGAAACCUGAAACCUCGCGCGUUGUUCCCUUACACGCAGAUGCAUAACAACCACUCCUCUGACGAAAACAUGA